AUGCAAUAUUCAUUUACCGCCAUCACACUCGCCAUCUUGGCAACGGCCAUCCACGCCUCUCCUAUUCAGUUGGAGACAAGAGAUAUAAUAACAAUCGCCGAUCCUAACGCUGCCAAUAUCACAAUGCCCGCUCCUGCGGCGCCUCCAGCCGGUGCUCCUGCUCCCCCCGCACCCCCUGCUCCGCCAGCCGGUGGUCCAGCCCCUCCAGUCCCUGCUGCAAAAGGCAACGGCACAAUGCCAGCCCCGCCUGCCCCUCCUGCCGGCGGUCCAGCUCCGCCCGCUGAUGCAGCCAACACCUCAAAGCCAGCUCCUCCAGCCCCAGGUAGCAAAACCAACACCACCGCUUCCGCCCCCGAGGCCCGCGAUCUAACCUCCUUAUCUAUCACCGACACCCCUCAAGCAAACACCACUAGUUCUGCAAAUACCACCACCAUAACCGCCACUGUAACCGAUCCAACCACCAACACCACCGGUACCGUGUUCCCUGGAACCGCUGCAAAUUGCACUACAUUCUUCAUUGUCUCAAUGGGAGAUACAUGUGAUAUUGUUGAUGCGAAGAAUGGAAUCACGUUGGAUACUUUGAAGAGUUUGAACACCGAGAUUGAUUCUGGUUGUGCCAAUUUGAGUGUGGGACAAGCGCUUUGUGUCAAGACUUAG
Messenger RNA from Botrytis porri, 657 nucleotides. RefSeq lists its product as uncharacterized. The transcript is spliced from 2 exons. Bases 1 to 657 code for a protein of 218 amino acids. The record is from RefSeq and is a predicted model, not a curated record. NCBI's taxonomy places the organism in Eukaryota, Fungi, Ascomycota, Leotiomycetes, Helotiales, Sclerotiniaceae.